Cutaneotrichosporon oleaginosum is the source of this 2053-nucleotide messenger RNA. RefSeq lists its product as uncharacterized. The record is from RefSeq and is a predicted model, not a curated record. Lineage: Eukaryota; Fungi; Basidiomycota; Tremellomycetes; Trichosporonales; Trichosporonaceae. Gene Ontology annotation, cellular component: mRNA cleavage and polyadenylation specificity factor complex.
CCUUCGCUCACCAUCACUAUCCUUGUCCUCGCCGUCCAUCCCAUCCACCUAUCCCUCGACCCUUCGCAACAUGGAGGACGACGACGCAUUCCUCUACGGUGACUCAGCCCCGCCCGUUGCCGCACCCCCCGCGGCUGCGCCCCCGGCACAAGAUGGAGGCGCAACAGCGUCGAACAGCAUCAGCGCUUCGAUGGCGGCAUCUUUGGCGGCAUACGGUAUCGAUCCUUCCACUGCAGUAGCGGAGGAAGCACCAGAAGACGGCGGAGUGGAGGAGAGUGACGGUGACGAUGACGAUUCGGACUCGGAUGACGACGUCAAGCUCGUGUUCAACGCCGGCGCUCAGCGGUUAGACUUGCGCAAGCCUCAGCAGCAAACAUCCAAUGUCAUUGGCAUUGGUAAGUGGGCGCACACUGCGACAACAAACGCGACGGCCGCUGCCUCACCAACCGUCACAAAGACAGCAUCCAAGCCAGCUACUGCUCCAGAUGCGUUGACCGACUACACGCCCGCUCCUCGUCCCAGCGGCGCUUCAGCAGCGCCGACCGCUGCGAUGAACCAGCAUGGCCACGCUCCGCUGCCAUCAGCAACGGCACAGCCGAGCGACAUGCACUCCCACCCCCAGGCAGCGGCGAGCGGACCUCCCACUCACGCCGCGCUUCCCCACUCCUCUCUCCCGCCCCAACUCGCCCCCGCUUCUGAUCCUAAGAUCGACCCCACCAACCCUACAGGUGUUAUUCCCAGCACUGGCACAAGUGUGUACGACAUCGACGUCGCGCAGUUCGAGGGCUCGGGGCAGAUGUGGCGCCGUCCCGGCAGCGACAUUUCGGACUGGUUCAACUACGGCUUUGACGAGGUGACCUAUCCCAAGUUUCUCAAGUUCCGGCAGGAGAUGGAGCAGGGGCGUGCAGCACUUGCGCAGCUUGGCCCUAUGUCGCCCAUCACGCCCGAGAUCGCGCAGAGCUUGCACAUCCCCAUGCCGCAAAUGCCGCAGAUGCAGCAGCAAAUGCAGCAGAUGCAACAGAUGCAGCAGAUGGCGCAAAUGCAGGAGAUGAUGCGGAUGCAGGGCAUGGAUCCUGCGGCCAUGUUCGGCAUGCAGCAGGCCAUUCAGGGCGGCGAAAUGCAGAUGCCAGGGAUGGGUAACGGCGUCCAGCAGCAGGAAGACGACGCGGCCAGCGAGGGGCAGGCGGAGCCGGUUCCGCAGGCCCAGCCAGGCUUCGCGAUGCGCGGCGCCACCGCGCCGGUGCGUGGCAUGAUGCCGGGCAGGGGAGGUCUGGCUGUGCGCGGCCGAGGCGGAAUCCCUCUUGGACCUCGCGGUGUUGUGCCGACGGCUCCGAAGAGCGCCAAGGGGCGGUUUAAGGACAAGGACAGGGUGACGGAGUCGAACGCUGCGGCGGCGGCCGCCUCGCUCGACUAUGGCGACUCGGGCCCUCCGAGCCGGGAGCGCAGCCGCUCGCGUUCGGGCUCGCCCCACCGCCGUAGCAGCUCGCGGUACGACGACCCGGCGCCGCGCGAGCGCGAGCGGGAACGCGAGCCCGAGUACCGCGAGUCGCGCUCGCAGAGCCGGUAUGACGAGGAAGGCGAGUACGACGACCGGGAGCGCAGCGAGCGUGGCGAGCGCACUGAGCGCGAGCGCGGCGAACGUACCGACCGUGAGCGAUACGGCGAGCGGGACCGGUACGGCGAGCGCGAACGGUACGGGGAGCGGGACCGGUAUGGGGAGCGUGACCGGUACGGGGAGCGGGAGCGGCGCCGGAGCCCGCGGCGGCACGAGGGGAACGACGAGGAGGGGUGGGAGAGCGGUGAGGAGGAACGGCGUAGAAAGCGGUCGCGCAGCCCGGAGGAGGAGCGGCGGUCGACUCGCGCUAGCAAGCGUCGGUUGUAGCGUGUAGUGUGAAUUCGAGGAUCGUGCUGAGCUGGAGGAGGCGGGCGGAGACUGACUUUGCUGGCUGCCGCAUCAGCCGUAGAGCCGUUGAGUCGGUGAGUAUUGGAAGGGGAGGGGAAGAGGGAGAAGAGCUAUCACAGCACUGGUACAGUCGAUGUAUGCUCUGUGAGC